GCAGCUCGGAGCACCCAGGGCAGGGGAGGGAGAGAGGCACAUCUGCUCGGCGCUGGUCCACUCUGCCUUGGAGGGGAGAGGCCGAGCCAGAUACACCGCGAGCCUCAGAAGCGGGAUGAACAUCAAGGUUGGGAACGUGUCUUACACGGGAGCCAUCAUAUCCUGGUCAUCCUCGGAGCCCUGUCUGGACGACUAUUACCAUAUUAUGUAUAGGCCCAACUGGAACCGCAUCUUCUCCGGCUAUCUCCGCUACAGCUUCCACCACGAGGAGAAGGUGCCUCGGACCAUCAGCUCCGUGGCGUUGGAUCACCUGGCCCCUUCUACUCUCUACUUCUUGUGCAUCAGCUGCAAGAAGGCUGCUUUCCCCUACAGGCACUACUGCACCAUGUUCCACACCCUGGAUAAGAAUCCGCUGGCUGCGGGGCGCUCCCUGGUGGAUCCCCAAAUCUCCCUGUGGGUGUUGCUGGCCAUCCUUCUGGCUUGCUUCACUGCAGUCCUGGCUUUCAUCUGCCUCCAGUUCUGGUGCAUCCGCUGUCACGAGCCCCGAUGGUCUUACAGAGCUGGCCACAUGGAGGAGGCCAAUGGGCUGGUGAGGUGGCCUGAGGAGGUCCCAGCUCUUGGCCAGAGAGAGGAUGACCUGCAGGGGCUUCCACUGGUGGAGCUGCCACGCAAGAACUCUGGAGCUGGAGCGGAACCGGAAGCUGGAGCCCACCGGGAUUCCCCUGAUCUGGGAGCCUCGCCCAGAGAGCGCAGGGACCAAGCAGCCAUACUGCCUCUCUAUAGGCAGUGA
Molecule: messenger RNA, 790 nt
Organism: Jaculus jaculus (lesser Egyptian jerboa)
Lineage: Eukaryota; Metazoa; Chordata; Mammalia; Rodentia; Dipodidae
Gene: Fndc9
Product: fibronectin type III domain containing 9
Exons: 2
Coding region: 116-790 (224 amino acids)
Molecular function (GO): protein binding
Source: RefSeq, a predicted model, not a curated record